Messenger RNA from Labrus bergylta (ballan wrasse), 8959 nucleotides. It is a transcript of the gene rbm33a, whose product is annotated as RNA binding motif protein 33a. Lineage: Eukaryota; Metazoa; Chordata; Actinopteri; Labriformes; Labridae. The record is from RefSeq and is a predicted model, not a curated record. Gene Ontology annotation, molecular function: RNA binding.
CAAGCCCAGCUCUGCCAUGUUUGUACUGUGAUCGUGAAUGGGAGUCGCUGCUUCUGCAUACUAAACACCGUUUCCCCUGUUUCCCUCGCCAUAUAUCAUCAUAAUGGCGAAAUACUGAACAUCAAAUGCACCCUCUGGUUUAUUAGUCAAACACUGCACCAUGUCAGCCAACGCGCAGGAUUUUGACUUUGAUGAAUAUGAAAAGCCCGGGGCUGAGCGUUUACGCAGGAGGAGAGGUGAUGAAGACGAUCUAGAGAGUGAUUUGGAAGAGGAGUUGUUGGGGGAGGAUUGGCUGUCAGGUAAAAAGAAUCCCUCGGAAGUGUCUGACGAGGAGCUGAAUGAUGACCUUCUGCAAAGUGAUGAUGAAGAUAUAAAUAUGAGCGGUCAGGAUGUGAGCCUGAAUGCCACAUACAGCUUAGGCACAUCCUACGAGCAGCAGAACAACUUGCAGGGAGCAGACUACACAGAUGACGUUGUGAACCUGGGUGAAGAAGGGGAUGUAGGCGAGGAGGGGGGCUACCAGCAAGGGGGGGAGGAGGAAUACACAGAGGAAUACAGCCAGGAUCAAAUGGAUUACACUGGAGAGCAGGCUGAGGGUGAUGAUGAAGUGCUCGACAUCCAAAUCAAUGAGCCCUUAGACGGUGAAUUUCAAGAUGAUGAUUAUGAAACCUCCUACGACGAACCUAUGGAUGGACAUGGCGUCCAACAGGCGGCGGCCCCUGAGGCAGAGGCGGAUGUAGGGGAAGGAGAGCAGCAGGAAGAGGAGAAUGAAGAUACAGCCGAAGGCUCUCAGGUCCCCGACACAGAGGAGUUUGAAAAUGAAGCUGAGGCAGAAACAAAGGAGGAAUCGGAUGAAGAAGAUGAGGAAGAUGAAGGGCCUGGUCGCAUACGCUUCAAAUCGGAGAGAAAGGAUGGCGGUGUUGCACGUUUGGCUGAUGCAGGCAGUAAUAGGAGGAAUAUCCCGGAAACACUAGAACUGUCGGAGAAGGCCAAACGAGAUCUGAUGCAGUUUGAGGAACAAGAACGGCAGAAGAGACAAAACCGCUACGGAGGCCGAGGGAGAGGAGGAUUUGGAGGGAGAGGAGGCAGAGGAAGAGGAGGCUUCACACCUUUUGGAAUGACAGAUUUUAGAGGAGGAAACAGAGGAAGAAUGAACGACCAGCGGAUCCCUCUGAUGGGAAACAUGGGCAUGCAGCAAUCCUCCCGCAUGCCUCAUCCUCAUCAGCUUCAUCAGCAGCAACUGCACUCCCAGCAGCACCACCAAACCUCACGUCCAAGAGGACCCCAUCCCUUCCAAGACCAUGGGCGCCCGCUCAACCAGCAGCCCCUUCAGCCCCUCAUCCCCCCGCACAUGUCUCACCGCUCCCCGCCCUUACGGCCCCAGAUGGAGCCACCGCCACGAAUGAUGAGCUCUCCGCCGCCCAACUUCCCCCAGCAUCACCAGCAGCAGCAGCAGCCGCCGCCAGCUCCCAAAAACAUCCAUAUUAACCCACAUUUCAGAGGGCCCACGUCAUCCUCAGUACAAGUGCCCUUGAUGCCUCCUGCUCAGAGCCAGCCCAGACCUGCUGUGGGUCCUCAGAGAUUUCCCGGAGCGGGAGACUUCCAGCAGCACAUGUCGGGUAAUUUUGGCCAGCCCCAGCGGCCCCCUCAUCACAUGGAGCCCUUUAGGAACCAGCCACCUCAAGGCCCCCAAGACAGAGAGCCCCUCUUUAUGGGAGAGCGCACCGAGUCAACACGGUUUGCCGGGCAGCACAUGUUUGAUCACCAGGGCCCCAGCCCUCUUAUGAACAACAGCCACAACCUCCACCAUCAGCAGCAGCAGCAGCAGCAGCUGCCUGGCCAGGGCCACAUGGGCUUCGGCCCGCCUGGACCAACCUUCAACCAGCCGAACCCGGGUCCACUAGGACUAUUCCCCAGAGAACCCCAAAGACCCAACAUCCCUCCCCAUCAGAGUCACCAGGGGAUGGUGGGCUUGAAUCAACAAGGAGGCCCGCCAAACCAACCGAGACCCUUCAUGGGCCCGCGGCAGCCGUUCGGUCAGCAGGGGAACCUUUUCCCCCCGCCACAAGUCCAAUUUGGGAUGCAGGUACGACUACGAGGCUUAAUGCACGGCCCUCCCGUCUCCCAGCUUUCGCACCACGACCCCUUGUCAUCCCAUCAGCCCAUGCACCAGCACCAGCAACAUCAUCGGCAGGAGCUACCGCAUCAUCAGCAGCAGCAGCUAAAUGUCAAUGAGCCUCGCCCCAUGAUGCACCACGGCCAGAAUCCCUUCCACCAACAGCAGGCGCACGGUAGCCCCAGGCAGAUGACUCCACGCCCUCAAAACCCCCAACAGCGAAACAUGUCCAACAGGCAGAGGAUGAACACCCCCGUCUCCAAGCAAAUGCAACAGCGCAACAGCAACCUACGGGAGCUCCCUGUAGCACCUGGCAACACAAACAUGAACAGCGCCCGCCCCGCUGCCAACGUGAGGCCCGUUGCCAAGGCAACGCAGGGGGUGCGUCCCGGGCAGAACACUCAGCCGGUGCCUGGCAGUGGCAGAGGAAGAGGCCAAGUCGCUGCCAAGCCCGAAUCCCUCCCUGGAGGAGAUGGCAGGACAGUGGUUCGCAAGGAAGUCCCAAGAACGCAGGCCAGCACGGCACCACAGGACCCCGACGAAGAUGAGGAGACGAGGCAGUACCGUCUGAAGAUCGAGGAGCAGAAGCGCCUGAGAGAGGAGAUCCUGAGGAGAAAGGAGAUGCGACGGCAGAUGCAGGCUGGCGAGAGGAAGAAGGAGCUGCUGGACAGGCUCAAUUCCACUCCGAGUCAAGGCCCACCUCCUUCACAAAAUCAAACCUCACAACAAAACCAGCAAACGGCGCACCCUGCACAACAACAACAACAACAACAACAACAACAACCACCACCACAGCAACAGCAUGAACAAAGACAGCAGAACCAACUGCAACCACAGCAGCAGAGACAGUUCCCCCAGAGAACACCACAAUCAUUAAAUCAAUCAUUAAAUAACCCUAAUCAAGGCAUCCCCAUCCCUCCCAACGGUGAAGCUCAGACCCUAACGCCCCGUCCCAACGUCAAGACACGUCUGCAGAUGGUGAAGGGUUGCACCCAACUGCCACAAACCCCCGGACCCCGUCAAAGUCCUCAACAGCUGCAACAGCAAAGGAACAUGGCUCUGCAGAAUGUCAACAGACCUGGUGCUCAGAUCCAGUCCAAUCAGGCCCCCCUAAAGACCAUACCUGUGUCUCCCUCUGUGGGUCCUGGCCAGGCUCAGGCUCAAACUCCGAUUCAAGGACUAAAACCUGGAGCUAAAAGAACUGUGAUGCAGCGGACUAAGAGCUUGGAUAUCGUAGACCAGACGGUGCCACAAAAAGUCAGGCUCGUCAAACUUUCAGGAGCGUUUGCAAAGGGGACUGUUGCUGCGGAUACCCUGGCGCAGCAACCAGGGGCCUGGCCGGUAACACCGCUCAACCAGGGAGUCCAGAGGAAGGUCACCGUGACAGGACAGCAGCCACAGGGAGCAGGCGGAGCACCGCAGGCUGGCCGAGGGGGAACGGGCAACCCACAGCAGAACAGGGUCGUGGUGUCGGGCCGGGGCCGAGGUAGAGGGGUUGGUCAGUUGGGUCGAGGUCGUGCGGUGGCCACCAGACAGAGCCAGAGAGGUGCAGAGAGCGAACGCUGCACCGUGUCCAUAGAGGGCCUUUCCUCAUCCACAACGGACUUGCAACUGAAGAACCUUCUCAGGUCCAUCGGGCCCAUAGAGAUGUUCAAAAUGAUGCCCCAGCAGAGGAAAGCGGUUGCUAAAUUUUCCAGUCCUGAGCACGCAGCGAGCUUUCAAACAAGCUUCCACAGGCACAUGAUUGAUUUGUCCCACAUUGACGUGUCGCUGAUUGAUGGAUGAGGAGCAUAAAAAGAGCCAGGUGGGAGUCCCGUCACAAGAUGUCACUCUCUCCCAGCGAGGGAACCUUCCCCUGUGCAGCUCUCUGACCUGGCGUAGGAAAUCAUCCUGCAGCCCUCUGCAGGGGGCGGGGGGGUCAAACACAGUCAGCAGCAUUUCUGCACAGGAUGCAUCAUUCACUCAUCAACUUGGAAGAACAGUGCAUAGGACGACCUCGGCAGCGAGCACGCGGUUGUUUGACUUUGUCUACCAGAAUGUCCAUUGUUGGAAAAUGGCGCUGAAGAGACGCUGGGACAGUUAAUCCAACUUUGAAGCAAUUUGUUUAGAAUGUUUUGAACAUUUUACACGGACGCUCAUUAGAAAUUAAAAUGGGAUAAUGGUUGCGCCCCUCUUCAGUUACAUUCAUCACCCGAGUGAAAAAGGAACAUGUCAGCUUUGCAAAUCCAAACAUGACAAACCUCCAUAGUAGUUUAUUUUAUUUCUUCUGUGGCUCGCUGAUGUGUUUGAGUGCAGGAGACGCUUGUGGCCAGACUUCUCACACAGCAGUGUUCUUGGCCCACCUGUAGAUGGCAGUAUUGCAACACUCACGGUGAUGUAUGUUUUCCAACCGAAGCAGUCUUUCAGUGCACAGUUUCCAAGCGGUUUUUGGGUGAAUGGCACCACCUAGUGGAGGCCCUGUGUACAGGCACGGAUGAGGAUUUGAAUAUCACACACAUGGCAGUGACUGGGACCAAUUUGGCGCAGGAUAAUAAAAUGGUUUCCUUAAGAUUCCCCUUUUGGUUUAGGGAGUUGUAAAUGUUCCUCUUGUGUUUUUUUUCCGUUUCAUUGCUGCUUCAGGAUCAGAGCGUUUGGAUUAUCUCUCGUUUAGCUCAUUUGGCGCUGCUCCUCGUUCCAAAUGUUGUCAUUUCUUUUAACUGUUACCUGGGAUCCAUCUCUGGAGUGUUUUUUCCCUUUUGCCUUUUUUGGGAUGUAUAUUUUUUUUUUAGUUGUAUGUGUGAUUAUGGAAAAGUUAAACUCACGUUUCUCAUUAGUGUUUGAGUGUGCUUCGAGGGAACGAGUAAGUCAAGUUAAUUUUUUUAAAAGAUUUUUUUACAUUUAAAUGUAAACAUUAAAUUUUUGAUAUUCGUCAUUCUCGGAAAGAAUUGCUGCAUAUGCGUUUCGUACAUUUUUGCUGCAGGAUGCAUGUGGGGUUAACUCGCUCUAAACGUCUGCAUGUGGCGAGGUUGUGACAUGUACCUGGUUGAGCGCUCUGAACUGCUGUUUUUCGCUACACAAACAGCCGAUUAUGUGAGAGCAGAAUUGACUGUAACACUUCCCCCUGCAAAUGGAACUCCCAUAGCCGUACUUACUCUCAUUCUGUAACGACAUUGAUACCACUUUCUUUAACGGGAGGUCCCUUACCAUCUUAACCACAUCCCUUUAUUUAAAUGUUCUUGUCCAGGGCGUGCUCAGUCAUCACUUCUAUCUCAAGCUCUCAGUUUAACUUUGCAUGUUAGUGAAAGCGAGUGCCGCUCUGUUAGGCUCAUUUUAUUUCUUUAAACACACCCCAUGUUUUUUUUUACUCACCGCACAACAUUUCUGUCCACACAGCGUUAAAUCAAAAGGACUUCUUUUUGAAUAAUCGGACAUCAAAUCGCCGAGUUUAUCAGUCACCGGAGUUCAGAAGUGUAAAUAAAUCGCAGGAAUGUGACGCAGGUAUCGGAGGGGGCAACCAUUAUCCGUGUAGUGAUCAUGUACGCAAAGUAGUCCAGAGCUUUCCUUUGAGUUAUUCUUUACUCGAGUUGUAUAGAGUUAAACAUUUUUAUAUAUAUAUAUAUAUAUGUAAGGAUAAGCUAACGUGUCCGGACGUAGAUCAAUUUUACAAGACAGUGUUUUCUUUCUAAUUCAGAUCCCCAAAAAAAUGGAGGAAUUAUUGGACCAUAUUUCUGUUUUCUUUACAACGUUUGACAAGAAAAAACAUUUAAGGGAAAAAAACAAACAAAGAAAAUAAUAAAAAUGUGGCCAAUAUACCGUGAGCAUGCAGGUAUGUGAAGCCGGUUCAACCUUAGCCCAAAGACGUGUGGUUGUGUUUGAUGUCCUCGUGUCUGGUGCCUUCACGGUUCAUUACCUUUUACUGAUCGUGCAACUUUUUUUAAAAAUGCAUUUUUUAACUGAAACGUACUCUGUGAGGUCCUUUUACAAACAUAUCACAUACACUGACUGAGCAGCUUUAACACCUUGUGUACCUUCAGAUAAACACUACCUCAUACAGAUCGCUGGGAAUGCCACUGACCAUGGGAUUUGUAAUGACUUGUUUUCGCCGUCAGAAACAAGAACAUUUUGGUCGUGCACUUUAACUGUGACGUCAUGCUGAUGUUCAGCUCCCUGCAGCUCCGACAAGGCAGAGUCAUUGAAGAGAAAAGCACUUUGAAUUAUCAUCUUUUUAAUUGACUUAAUACGCCAUUUUAUAAAGCUAAUAUGUAGCGUUAAGAGUAAGACAUUCACCCUGUUUUUAAUCAUUUGAGACCCGCUGUGCAUCUUGAUGACGUCACAUUUUAAGUCCUGUGUUUCCAAGACUUGGGAUCACAUCCACUCAUGUUCACGGGUACAUGUUGAACCAAGGCCGCAACAGGAUGCGGUCAUUAAAUUAAGACAUUUAGUGGUUUUGCACUUCAACUCUGAACAAGUUUAAACGGCUCUCACCAGAGAUUCUCAACACGUUCUGAAAGUUUCAAAAGGUAUCGGGACAAACGAGAGUAUUUGAAACAAAAUGUCUCCUUGUUACUUUUUGUAAAUUCUUGAAUUUGAGUGGUUGCGUUUUUGUUUUUGUAAGAUGUACAGUUGUUCUAAACUGACUUAUUCAUGUGUUUGUUUCCUUUUUGUUUUGAGUUGAACUUGUGUCUUUGAGGUUUGUGUUGCAAUAACUCUUCUGACCUGACUGUAUUUUAUGUUGUGCGUUACACUUUUUUAUUUUUUUAGAGCUGUGGUUAAAUCCUGUGGAUUUGAAAGACAAAAAAAGAAAAGUAUUGGCUGUGCCGGUGGUAGUUUUAUUAUGUUAUGAGACUUCUGGUCUUGUAAUGACACAACAGAUUCAAAUUGAAUCUAUUUGUAUCUUAAUUUUAAGAACACAUAUAUUUAUAAAUUUUUACUAUUUCUUAAUGUAAUUCCCCUUGAGGAAGUGGUGCUCCAUCGCCACAUGGUUUACACAUUUCACCUCGUACUGUGUGGCUGCAGUGGGGUCUUUAAAUAUGAGAUACCUACUGGGCUUUUCUUGUGUUUUCAUAAGAGACCUUUGUCUUUAUCUUGGCUGCUAAUGUCUAGCAUGUACUAGCUUCAGAUCACCACACUAACCAUGUUGGAUGCUAAACAACUUACCUUGUAUUUAUUCGUUUAACAGGUCCCUCGUGUUGUGGAUGGUGCUGACACUUUUGCAGAGUGGCUGAAAUAAUGACUCGAUUCUCUCUUCGUUUGCAGGUCUCGGUCCACUUUGACACUGCCUGUCGUGUCGUCAAUGCUUCUGCUACAGUAGCUCCAAAAUCCAAAGUUUAAAGGGACCAUGCCAAAGGUUUAGCCUGGACGUCAACGUCUGAACACGAUGAGAGGUGUAUCUCAGACUUAUCCCAACUCAACUGGCUGCAGAUCGAUGAAGCGUCGCAUUGAGUCCCACCGUGCUAGGCUACUCUUGCAUGAUGUAGCAGCUACUUGUCUGUUUGGUUAUUAGGAAAAGAUCCAAUGCCUGACAUUUGAGUUGGGAAGUUUGUCCCGCUGGUGUAUUUAUUAAGAUCAGCUUCAGCAGAUUCUAUCGGGUCAUUUGAAACCACUUGAAGGGUCUUGCCAUAUCCCACAUUUUGUGAAAGGCUUUCUAACGUACUGGAAUAUUGAUAAAUCAUUCGCUGCAUGUUGUUUUAAUAAGUUAUCAAAUUGAGUCAACAUUGUGCUGUUGAUGAUCGUUUUUCACCCCCAGUUUUAUGUUUCUGUGUGGUCGGUUGAAUGAGUAGAAACACCCUGGGGUAGAAGAUACUAUACAAAAGGUUGAACAUGUUCCAGACCAGCAUAAGGCCCCCUUGUGGUUUUCAAAUGGCCUGCGUUUGCCUGAGUCACAAAAAGUCGUAUUUUUAAAAAAAAAAAAAAAAAAAGAGCAUUGAUUGCAGAAGAAUGCAAAACCAUUGGCAUGGUCCAACACGUGGUACUUCCUGGUUUAAUCCCAUUGGGCUGCACAUGUUUAUCGGUGGCACUGUUUGAGAUUCGUCCAAUGAAAACACACCUGAAGCGACCAACGAGUCACGACAGGUGUCAGUGCAUCCCCUUAAACACGACGACGACGUCAUGUAUUAAUGUGUUAAUUUCUCUGCAGCGUGCUGAUGGAGCAGAGCAGACGAUGAUUCUACCACACUUUUUUUUUCUCUCUUACCUCGCUCACCUAACACUUCAGGUUCUUUUGCAGCCGUGCAGAGUCCAGGCUCGGAUGAAGACUUUACUUAAGCUUACUUCCCUCAUGGGGGAGGAGGGGGGGCGGUCCACCACGUUUCCCUCCAUUACUGCUUUUCCUGCCACCGCUGUUCUUCCGACUUGCAUACAUGUGUGACCGUUUCUCUUCUUGAACUUAAGACUUCUGUGUCAAGCAGGGGGGGCCUACCUGGAUUGUUUGUUAGCCCACUGGAUGGAGGUUUCCAUCUCUGUGACAGCAGCCGGGUUCACAGAGCAGACGCCACUUUAUGGCUUUCACUGCACCAAAAGGCGUCCUGCCCCUUGACUAUGAGUUUGGUUGGAUUUUGAAAAAAAGAAAGAAAACCCCGACAGUGGUUUUCCUGAUCUCGAACAUUACAGUACACACAGAAAAAUGACUGAAGUCCAGCCGUGAGUUUUAUUAAAACUUGACACCUCCGUCCUGUCGUGUGUUUGCAUUUCGAUGUUUACCACAAAGUUCUGUUCUGUGAAAGUUCUGACAUCGCUGUAAUCUGUUCUGAUCAUGUGAAAUGUGAUUUUUCUAAAGAGAUUGUUUUAAAGAAUGGAAAAUCAUUGAAGAAUUUGUCAAAUCUGAAACCACAAACUGGAGAAGAAUAAAUGUUUUUGAUACAAACA